Molecule: messenger RNA, 3805 nt
Organism: Haplochromis burtoni (Burton's mouthbrooder)
Lineage: Eukaryota; Metazoa; Chordata; Actinopteri; Cichliformes; Cichlidae
Gene: desi1b
Product: desumoylating isopeptidase 1b
Exons: 6
Coding region: 298-792 (164 amino acids)
Biological process (GO): protein modification by small protein removal
Molecular function (GO): peptidase activity
Source: RefSeq, a predicted model, not a curated record
GCUGUUCACGUGAUAGGACAGUAGCGUUAUCGUUGAUAGACAGUGACACAGCACUGGAAUUGACUCCCGGCAACUUCGAGCUAGGUUUUACAUUUACUUUUUUAUUUUACAGUUAUUACUAGCAUUUUAAACAGCCUGUAGCCUGAAUUUAUUCUUUCUCACAGUUCCACCACCAGAAGGUUUAUUAAACUUUUCUUUGCCACCGGGAAGCUAGCUAGCUGGGAACUCUGUAGUGACUAAGUAACUUUCUAAAAGGUUAGCUGCAUUGUCGUUUCGAAUAAAUCGUUUUGCGUUAUCAUGGACCAAACUGAUUCUUAUCCAGUAAAACUUUACGUUUAUGACCUGUCCAGAGGGAUGGCCCGUCAGCUGAGUGCUUCCAUGCUGGGGAGACAUAUUGAUGGUAUAUGGCACACGGGUGUUGUGGUCCACGGGAAAGAGCACUACUUUGGUGGAUCAACAGGCAUCACCAAUUGUCCACCUGGAGGCACCUUGUUGGGGCCGCCUGAUUCUGUAGUAGAUAUGGGCUCCACUGAAGUGCCUGAAGACCUUUUUAAGGAGUAUUUAACUUCACUGGGAGAGUCCAAGUACAGAGGUGCCAAUUACAACUUGUUUGAGAACAACUGCAACACUUUCAGCAGUGAAGUGGCUCAAUUCCUGACAGGCAGAAAGAUCCCAUCGUACAUCACAGACCUUCCAUCUGACAUCCUCGCCACACCAUUUGGCCAGGCUCUCCGUCCCUUCCUGGAUUCCAUGGUCAUAAAUCCUGGAGGCAACAACCUGGCUGGGCAAUGAUAGACCGAGUCGUGGAUUUUAGAAAAUAACUGAUAACAUCCCUGCAUGUGGCUGGCAAGUCACUUCUAUAUUUAAUCAGCCAUCACUUAUUGUUAUUGACUUUUAUGGUGUUAUUCAACAUACUCUGAGGUGUAUGCGAGGGGUGAAGGUGUGCUAAACUCUGUGGACAGGGGACUAAAAAUGGGUCUUAUACUUGUUUGUGUACAUUAACGUGUUUAAGAUUACGUUUUCUUGGGUCAGCAGUAGUGGUGCAACGGAUCAAAAAUCUCACUGUUCGGAUCGGAUCACAGUUUUAAGUCACGGAUCGGAUCAAUUUUCGGAUCGGCGAAAAAAGACAAAAAUUUAACAUUUACUUAUUGAAGUAUUUUUUGCCUGUUAAAAACAUUCAACUCAAGACUCAUUCCAUGCAAUUAUUAAAAAUAUAUAUAUAUUGGUACAAUAUAGGGCAGUAUAGGGCUUUGUAUCUACCACUCAAUUCAAUUCAUUUCAAUUGUAUUUAUAAAGCGCCACAUCACAACAACAGUUGUCUCAAGGCGCUUUAUAUUGUAAGGUAGACCCUACAAUAAUACAUACCGCUCAUUAUAUCGCACUCCGCUGUGAUAUAAUGAGCUGUCACGGUCACGUAGCUUUCCGUUGCCCUGGAGCUCCACCCAUUUGUAGUAGUUAGGGCAACAGAAGAUGCCUGGGACAGUUCAGCCGUAACUUUAAACUUUUCCUGCUCAUACAUGCUUGGAACGAUCUUGCCACUAAAGUUGACGUGAACGGGAUAUCAUAGCGUGGCUCAAGCACGUUGAUCAUAGUUUAAACCCCUUGUUUUGCACAACGGAAUACGGCCUCCCGUCUGCAGCUAAACACCCCAGUAGCUUUUGUAAUAGCUUUAGCCCGGUCGGACUGGGCAGCAAAGGGCUGCUUAAAUAUCGCAAACUCCUCUGCUCCUCCACUUGGACCGCUAUCGCUGGCCAUAACCAUCGCUGGCCAUAACCAUCGCUGGCCAUAACCAUCGCUGGCCAUAACCAUCGCUGGCCAUAACCAUCGCUGGCCAUAACUAUCGCUUGACAGACCCACCACGCGCACCAUACACAUACUUUUUUUUUUUUAAUUUUUUUUUUUUUCUUCGAAUCUUUGGAUCACGUCCGUGCUGAACCGUGGAGUGGGAUUGGUUCGGAUUACGGAUCAACCGUGAUCCGUUGCACCACUAGUCAGCAGGAUCACUAUACAUGCAUAUCCUCUGGAUUAGUAUUCAAAGUUGUCAUUUUAGAGGCAGGAUUCAUCCUCUCAUGCACUGCUACUUACGAGAGGCGUUUUCAACAGGUAUUGUCAUCCUCUCACAAGGUGCUCCAUUAUGUCUCUCUAUCAUUGUGGCAGUCUGUCACAAAGUUUAUUAUAGUUAGAUGACUGCUCAAAAAAAUCGAAUGAUGAAGAAUCCAUGAAUCGUACUAUCAUCACAUAACCAGCACUGGCCUUGUCUUCCAAUCUUUCUGUUUUAAUGUGUCUAAAGGAUGUCUCAGUUUUAAUCAUUCACACAGAUAAUGAUAAUUUGUAAUACUUUUCAUGGACAGCAGAUCUUUUUGUGUCUUUCUCCAGAGAUCUUGUGAGGCAGAGAGAUGGCAUGUAAGGACUCCCAAGUUAAAAUCUGACAUUUAUGGAUUUAAAGGAAACCUUUUCUUUGAUAUUUAUCUAUAUGUGAAGUUUUUAUAGUGACUUUUAAAAAUAAAAUUAGUUUAGGAACUACUCAAAUAAGUGCCUAGUGGCAUUUAAAGAUCACUGGCAAGGCUUAUACUUCUUGCUCUAAGACUUUAUUACAAAAAAUAUUCAUGUUGAAAAUGGUGGUGUAAAGACUCUGAUUGUGUUACGCUGGUAACAAAUUGCUAGAUGUGUAUCAAAAUGCACAAAGUGCCAGGAUGUAACAGGAUACUUUAAGUUCAGUUGUUUUGGCAGAAAUCCAAAUCUGAAUUUGAGUCCAAUGCCAAAAAUGAGGUAUUUGUUCCUUAGUCUAUUGUCACAUUUCGGUCAGUUUGUUUAUUUAACGUGCCAUGCUGUGUUCUGCCUUUUCUUCAGUGUGGGUGUGAAAUCGUUUCCACUUUUUCUGUCAGUCAUCCCAAUAAUGUAAAAGCUACUAACUUGAAUUUCAUGGAACUUGGUGGAGAGGGAGAAAAAAUGUAAUCUGGUGCCUUAAUUCUUUUUAUUUGUUUGUUUUUACCGUUUGUAUUCCUGUAGUUAUUAGAACAGGAUGCAUUUCAAGGCCAGCUCAGUUAAACCCGUUCUGCCGGCUCGUCAGGCUUUAAAAGUAUCGUUUGACCAAAGUUUUAUCUUCAGAAUGCCACGUCCAGGAACAUCUGAUGAACACAGGGAAUUAUAUAUUUUUAAAUUCAGGACCACUCAGCUUUACAGCUUUCAUUUGCUUUGUCGGGUUUAGAGUUUUCUCAGUUUAUAAAGACGCACUGUUUCAUAUACACUAUGCAUAUUUGACUGUUUAUAUUUGCAUGAUUAAACCAGGCAUAGGAAAACUAUGCGUAUCAACCACUUACCUCCAUCACUGUUUUGGCAAACUGUGUUUAAUUGUUGUGUUUGGGACAUGCUUACUCUAAAUAUUGUUUAACCUGUUGCUCCUUCACCAUCCUGAUCCUGCGUAGAUCAUUAAUGCACAAGUCUCAAAAAGGCCAUCGUUUUGCUUGUAUUCAAAUAUAAAUAGGUCUUUAGUUUAUUCAGAUUGUGAAUCUAAAAUCACUGAAUUGAACCUGAAUUUGUUGAGGGGGAAAAUGUACUUUAAAAAAAAAGAUGUUUGCUUACAAGCAGAGGGUCACACGUGGUUUAGACAAAUGUUUGUCUUAAAAUGAUUAAUAUAUACGUUCGUCUGACAUCUAAACCAUCAUCGGUGGUAUCCUGGGCUGUUUAAACUGGGGUGAUCAUUGAUGAUGAUCUAGACCUCACAAGGCAAAUGUUUAACUCUGCACUUUAUUAAAUGUGUGACAUUUUCAAAUACUAUCUUCCAUUAAAAUUGUUAUUCUCUGAA